Messenger RNA from Cokeromyces recurvatus, 1300 nucleotides. RefSeq lists its product as uncharacterized. Gene Ontology annotation, biological process: DNA repair; negative regulation of transcription by RNA polymerase II; chromatin remodeling. Bases 25 to 1296 code for a protein of 423 amino acids. Gene Ontology annotation, molecular function: transcription corepressor activity. The transcript has 8 exons. The record is from RefSeq and is a predicted model, not a curated record. Lineage: Eukaryota; Fungi; Mucoromycota; Mucoromycetes; Mucorales; Mucoraceae. Gene Ontology annotation, cellular component: Swr1 complex; nucleus; NuA4 histone acetyltransferase complex.
UUUUUAUUAUUUUUAUUCAUCAAGAUGAGUAGUUCCGAUAUUAGGGAUAUCUUACAAAUUGAUGCUCCUACAGAGACAUCUCAAAGGAAACCAAAGCCUACUGCUGAAAAAAGACCUGAAGGCAUUAGUCGGGAAUUAUAUUCAUUAAUUGGUGGUGCACCACCUAUUGCGUUCAUUAAACCAACAUUUAAAGCUAAAUAUCAGACAAAGAAGAAAGCUACGCCAUGGAUAUUACAACCAUUCACAAAUCCAGCUAGAGCUGAUGAUUUAGAAUUAAAACACUGGAUUAAAGCGAGUGAAGUAGACAACCAUGAUUAUCAUUUUGCCAAAUUUAAUAAAGUAAUUGACAUUAUUGAUUACACAGAUGAGGAUUAUGAAAAGUAUUUAACAGAUACGGAUUGGAGUAAAGAAGAAACUGAUUAUUUAUUCGAUUUAUGCCGCAAAUACGAUUUACGAUUUCCAGUGAUUGAAGAUCGCUAUAGCUUUGAAUCAAAGACUAGAACGAUGGAAGACCUAAAAGAUCGAUUUUAUUCAGUUAAUCGUAAAUUAAUAUUACAAGGGAAAGGUCCUAUUUCAGGCGAUUAUAUACCAGAUCGACACUCAUUAGCACAACAAUAUGCUUAUGAUAAAUCAAAAGAAGUAGAACGAAAGAAUGCCCUCAUUAUGUUAUUUAAUCGUACAAAGGAACAAAUUGAAGAAGAAGAAGCCUUAUUUGUGGAAGCAAAACGUAUUGAAAUGAAUGAAGCAAGACUUUCUAAGGAAAGAGAGAGUUUAUUAAAUUCACUUCAGUUGGAACAAAUUCCUUCUACACCCAGUACACCAUUAAAUGCGUCAUUGAACAGCCCUACUAGUGGUGGAAUUUUGGCAUCACCCGGAGGCAUCGGAAUUACGGGUGGCACAACUAGUAUUUCGUCAGAAUUAAAGAAAAAGAAGAAGUCAAAUAGUAUUCAUGAUGACAGUAAAAAAGCACCCGAAAUUCAUGAAAAUAAGAAAGAGAAACUUACACCAGGAGUUUAUAUUAGAAGUCAGAAGUUACCAAUUGUCAAACCUACUAUGCAAGCUAAAGUGAUUAAAGUAUUAGAUGAGAUGGGCAUAGGACCUAGACCUAUAAUGCCUACAAGUCAAAUCUGUCAAAAAUUUGAAAAUUUACAAAAUUCAAUCUUGAAUAUGUUUGACCUAAAGAAAGUAGUUGAUAAGACUGAAGUUGAGUACAAAGUUAAGGUACAAAAAGCAAGAGAUGGCACACCAACAGCAGGAAGAGUAAGUAUUUUAGUGAAUAUUUAUAUUCGAAUAUAAAUAU